Messenger RNA from Periconia digitata, 651 nucleotides. The record is from the annotation of a GenBank genome assembly. NCBI's taxonomy places the organism in Eukaryota, Fungi, Ascomycota, Dothideomycetes, Pleosporales, Periconiaceae.
AUGAUGGUUAUAUUGGCUUUGAAUGGAGUUGCGACGAUUAUCGCAUGCGCUCUGAUAUGCCAGCCAGUAGCCUAUAAUUGGGACCGUACCAUUCCAGGGGGCAAGUGCGGCAAUUAUCAUGCGUUUUGGUUGAUCACCAGUAUCCUAGGGGUCAUUUUUGACCUUAUUCUAAUCGUACUGCCACUUCCCGUCUUCUGGAAGCUUCAAUUGAGUCUGCGAAAGAAGAUAACACUUACUAUUCUGUUCGGUCUGGGGUUUUUUAUCUUCGCAAUUACUAUCAUGCGAGUAAUCUACAUUGAAAAGAUAAAUUACGAGGACCUUACGUACACUGGAUCACUCCUCACGGCAUUUACGGUUUUAGAGCCUACUCUGGGAAUCGUCGCAGGAUGUGUUCCAAUCAUGUCUCCAAGUAUCUCAAGGGUAAAGAUCAUUCUAAAAACCGCCUUUGUGUCCAUGUUUAAAGGCUCGUCUUCUACGAUAGAGCAUUCAACGACAACUCCUUUAGGAUUUUCGAAAGAGGCUUUCCCUGAUGAACACCAUUGGUCCCGCUUACAUGAUCGUCUAUAUCCGUUAACAGACAUAACUUCAUCACAGAUAACUACGGUUGAUGCACGCUUGGCUGAAAAUGAUGAGCUUUGGGGGGUCGAAUAA